Molecule: messenger RNA, 2669 nt
Organism: Globicephala melas (long-finned pilot whale)
Lineage: Eukaryota; Metazoa; Chordata; Mammalia; Artiodactyla; Delphinidae
Gene: NKAIN3
Product: sodium/potassium transporting ATPase interacting 3
Biological process (GO): regulation of sodium ion transport
Source: RefSeq, a predicted model, not a curated record
CAGACGCUCGGGUCGUGCUCGCCGUCCUGACCUCUGCCCGGCCGGGAAACUAACAAAGGCGGCGCGCGAGCCCGGCCCAGAGAGCUGCGAGCGGCGGCCGCGGGGCGGUGGAGCCUGGGCCGGGCCGGGCGAGCGCCGGGCGGGGGCUGCUCAGGAGUUCGGAGGCAGCGGCGCCGGACGACGCGGACCUCUGGCGGCACGCGCCGCUCGGACAACGCGGGCACCAUGGGCUGCUGCACCGGGCGCUGUGCGCUCAUCGGCCUCUGCGCGCUGCAGCUGCUCUCAGCAUUAGAGAGGCAGAUCUUUGACUUCCUCGGCUUCCAGUGGGCGCCCAUCCUUGGAAAUUUUCUACAUAUAAUAGUCGUCAUAUUGGGUCUGUUUGGAACCAUUCAGUACAGACCUCGCUAUAUCGUGGUGUAUACAGUAUGGACUGCCCUCUGGGUCACCUGGAAUGUUUUCAUUAUCUGCUUCUAUUUGGAAGUAGGUGGGCUCUCUAAGGAUACAGAUCUAAUGACAUUCAACAUCUCUGUACACCGGUCGUGGUGGCGGGAACACGGGCCUGGCUGUGUCCGAAGAGUGCUGCCCCCGUCAGCCCACGGCAUGAUGGACGAUUACACAUAUGUCUCCGUCACCGGCUGCAUCGUCGACUUCCAGUACCUGGAGGUCAUCCACAGUGCCGUCCAAAUACUACUCUCUUUGGUUGGUUUUGUGUAUGCCUGUUAUGUGAUCAGUAUUUUCGUGGAAGAAGAGGACACCUUUGAUUUCAUAGGUGGACUUGAUGCACACUCCUACUACCAGGAUCAUGUUGAGUUAAAGCCUGUUCAUCUGUCGAAAUAAGUAAUGACGCUGACUCUGAAAAUGCGGCUGCUGAACUUGACUUAGGAAACAAAGCACCAAUGACAGCACCUCUCUGCAUUGACACGUCUCACUUUCUUCCAGAGGAUGGACUGCACCUCCCCACUUUCCCACGAAUCACAGAGUUCUCCAGGCACGGCCUAAGUGUUAUUAGCAUUGUUCGCUAGAUGAGUUGUAGGUGCUUGGGUGGGUGUUUUUUUAGUCAUUUCCUUCUUACAUGAAUACUUGUAAAUUGUACCCCAAAAUUGGUUUUUAAUCUUUUAACAAUAUUUAAUGUGAGGCAUGCAAAAUGAAAAACAUUCUGUGAAAGCUUUCCACAGUCAAUUCUAAGAGAAAUGUGGCUUUGUGUAGUUGAGAUGUCAAGUCCCCAUUGCUGACUGCGGUGAUCUCGGGCCUGACGGGAGUUCUCAUAGAGGAUGUUACCCGGGGUUCCUCGGCAGGAAGUUAGAUGCGGUGACAGAUGAUAAAUGGGUACAGAUAGUGGAUGGGGCUUUCAGACUGAGUACAGAUCAUUUUUUCAACACCACAGACAAAAUAGAGAGUCCUCCUUUGUUCUCGACUUUCGAAAACCCAGAAUCAUAUUAUGGCAAUCUCAAUGUUCAGAUGCUUGCAUGAUAUCUCGUUCUUCCUAUGUUCUGAAAAAAUAUAUAUCACGGGCGUAUGAAAGAGUGAAAUGACCAGUAGAACACCUUUCCCAUUUGGAGGGUAUCUCUGAGGUUCAGAUUUUCUACCCUUUCUCCCAGUUCUGACACUGGCGUCAGACCUAAAUAUACAGCUUAUAGGUUUAUGGGACAGAAAUCACAACCAUAGAUCUGUGAGCAGGAAUGUUGCUCUUAAGAUAUUCCAAAAAGUAUUAAAAUGGUGCGGAAUUCUCUAUAAUACUUCUAAAGAAGAUGUUUAUCUUUGUUCUGAAUCAACUUCUCUUUCUCCUACCCCAUCCCAAGAACCAAGAAAGUAAUAUGGGAAACAAUAUUCCAUGGGAAAAGGACUGUUGAAAACAUAUCACAGUUUUUUCCUUCAUAUCUUUCAAUUAUUAUUUCCCAUAUCAAAAUAAGCUUUGCUCACUUUGUGUAACAACUAAGAUGAGGCCUCCUAUAGGGCCCGAAAUUAUGUCUACGUGCAGUAUUUAAUCCAGAAGUUAACUUGGCCCGUACAUCUCUAAGUCGGUCUACAAACCAUCUUAAAUUGUGUCCAAUUUUUUGUAUGUGUGUAGAGGUUUUUAUUUUCCUUCUUCUCCUUUGAAGCCCAUAUAUUUUAUAAGAUUCUGUUAAGAAUCAGAAUUUAUGCAAUAAAGUUGGCCCUGGUUCCUUCCAGUUCAUGAGAGACACCAUGGGCUUUCCGGAGGUCUGUUGUACUCACAGCCUCUGGGCUGUGCCCUGUCAGUCAGCUGACACUCACUGAAUCCCAUCACUUUUCAUUCCACUGAAUAAACCCAAAUUCAAAAUGAAGAGGAGAUAGCAGGGACUGGGGAGAAGGGCCAGUCCAAGCCGACUUGUACAGUUGGGGGCUGGAGCCUAGGGGAUUUGGUGAUUUCUCCGAAGCCCUGCUGUAUACAGAGGGCACAGGCUAUGACCGGAGGAAGGAGAAGCCGGAGGGCAAAAGGGGGGGAAGGUUGGGUCCCCAGCCCACCACUGUGGUCUUGGGCAGUGUUAGACAUCUCGGUCCUGGAGAUUUCCUCAUCGGUAAAGUAGAACAACAAUCCCUACCUCCCAAGGGUAAGGUGAGGAUUAGCUGAAAAUAUAAAAACUACUGUGUAAACUGUGAAGCAUGCCACAAUUGAAAGAGGCAGUUACCACUGUCAUGUCAGAACAAGA